AUAUAUAGAAUAGACAACGACCAAGAAGGAACUCACCGUGGCUCGUCGUCCAUCUACGCUCACCGCCCCGCCUGCUAUAUCUCUGACAUGAGCACCACUGUCGUCACAACCUCAAGCACGAAGAUAACGCGUCGCGAACCGUUGAGGGCGAUUGAUAUGGCGACGUCGCAGGCGCAGACGCGUCCUGCGUCGUCGUCUGCGCAAGAUACGGGGAAAGGAAAGAGAUCACGAGGCGCAGCAAAGACGAAGGAGGAUGCGGUAGCGGUGAACACAGGCAUGAAUGGGAGAGGUGGGAGGACUGUGGAUAGCAAGAGAAAAGCUGACUAUGAUGAGGAUGUGGAUGGUUUCCAGUUCACACGCCCGAGCAAACCGAAGAAGCCUAGGACUUCAGUUGCAGAGAGGGUCGAGGAGGAACCGGCUCAACGGAGAUCACCCAAGAGAGGGAGACCGACGAAGUCGAAAACGGAGGCAGAAGUGAAUGGCGUAACGGAAGAGACUACGAAAACCAACGGAGCAACCAAAGGGAGGGGGAGACGAAGAAGUUCGAGGAUUACGUCUGCGGAACCUGACAGAGCAUCUGAGGAGCCUUCUCGUCCGACUCGCAAAUUUGACGAUAUCGAUUCACUUUCAGUUGAGCCCAAGAAGAAGAGAGGCAGGCCCAGCAAAUCUGGUACCGAAAACAAUACGUUCAUGUCACCCGAACCGUCGCAGCCAGGAACGUCAAAGAUUGCCUUGCCAGUUGCAGAUACCCCAGUUAUCCGUCGAAACAAGGAGAUGAGAACGGAGAAGGGUAAAAAGGGCCAAAGAAGGAGUAGUCUUGGGAUGCGAGGAAGAAGAGCCAGUUCUCUGAUAGACUCUGGCGCCUCCAAUGGUGGGAGAGACCCUCUCGAGCAACCCGGCUACCCUGGAAUAGAACGGAGUACUAAUACUUUUCUUGCAGCGCUUCCACACAAGGAAGUCAACGCAGCCGAUUUCUACAAACACAUCGCUAGCGAUCUUCCAGAGCCACGGAGAAUGCGGCAACUGUUGACAUGGUGUGCUACUCGAGCAAUGGGGGACAAGCCAUCGGGGUCUCGAUCAGAUGACGAAAGUGCAAGAUUAGCAGCACGAGUCAUUCAAGAGGAACUGUUGAAAGACUUUGCAAACGUAUCUGAGCUAUCAGAUUGGUUCGGCAGACAAGAGACAGAGCCUCCGGCAGUGGUUGUCAAGAAGCCCAAUCCCAAGAAUAUCCAAAAUGCAGAGAAGAUAAAGGAGCUCGAGGAACAAAUACAGAGGUUACAAAACGAACGUCAUUCUUUGAAUGCUCUAUUGCGAGCACCUUCUAUUCCGCAUACGAAAUCUCUGCAGUCAGAACGACAAACGGAGAGCCAAGGUGGUAGAACCGACUCCCAAUUGCCAGAGACCCAAGACAUCGACGCAUCUCUCUUGGAUCCUUCACAGAGAGAUCUACUAGCAAUCUUGAACCCCGCACUGCAGCAAGCAGGUGCAAGCCGGCGGAGCCCACAGCAGUCUCCUUCGGCGGACCUAUUGUCCAAUACGACUAUAUCUGCUGUCUCUUCUCGUUUAUCGCAGGUGACAUCGUCUUUAGCACCUACGCUUGACUCUUUUGCUGCAGGUGUCCAUGAUAUCGAGCUCUACCGUUCUGCGGCAGACAAUGUGUCUUCGCAGAUACUGCGCAUCUGUGCCCAACGACUAGAGGAACGAGACAUGCAGAACUCCCUUGAACGAUUAGAGAUCGAGGGAAGUACAGACGAGGGCGAGGGCGAGGGAAGAGCAAGGGUACGAAUAAGACGCGAGAAACCAAGAGACGUCAGUCUCGUCUUGGGCGCGUUGAGUCGCUUGGAGAAGCGAUGAAAGUGGUCGAUGGCCAUAUCGACUGUCAUGUGAUAUCUGAUUUGUUGCAUCUACUUUAUGUAUCUUUCUUCAACCUCCCUCAAGGAAG
Molecule: messenger RNA, 1942 nt
Organism: Paecilomyces variotii
Lineage: Eukaryota; Fungi; Ascomycota; Eurotiomycetes; Eurotiales; Thermoascaceae
Product: Mis12-Mtw1 domain protein
Exons: 4
Coding region: 88-1854 (588 amino acids)
Biological process (GO): cell division; mitotic sister chromatid segregation
Cellular component (GO): MIS12/MIND type complex
Source: RefSeq, a predicted model, not a curated record